UGCAGCUCUCCCAGAGAGCGAGGAGUCGCAGUCAUGGCCGAGUGUGAGCUGAAAACUGAGAUCUGAACAUGAUGAAGGAGCUCUGACUCCUCUGCUCCUGCUCCAGUCUGCUGCUCCUCUGCAGGAGGACUGAAGAGGAGGUGGAGGAGGAGGAGGUGGUGGUCCACCAUGGCCGAGCCCCUGCUGAAGAGGACCUUCUCCAGGCUGAGAGGCAAAGACAGAUCCCGCAGAAAGACCGACCCCAAACUGAGCGAUGUUACAGUGAAGCCUGACACUGUCCUCCAGACUUCUUCUUCACCCUCAUCACCAUCGAUGGUGACCACCAGAGCAGCAGCAGAUCCUGACCCGCCCUCACCGCCACACAACCACAUCACAGUCGCUAAGAAACAGUCGUGGGCACGACAGGGCUCUGCGGCUCCGCCCACCACCAUGCUCUCAAGCUCCACCCACACUAGAACCUCUGACCGGGAGCGACUAUCAGGGACGUCCCAGGAUGCAUCUGGGCAGGUGUGGAGUCAGAGGCUUGCGCAGGAAAAGAUGGAGCAGUGUGGUGACAGGAUGUGCGUCAGUCUGGCCCGGGAUAUGACCAGCAUGUCCUGUGUUCCCGCCACUUCAGUGUUAGUCCACCAGGAAGCCCCCCAGCCGCCAGGGAUCUCUCCUGGUGUCCCCACCACCUCCAUCAGCACCAAGUCUGCCCAGCGCGCCUACCUGCAGAGCCUGGACCGCAGCAGCCGAGCCUGGGUGCUGUCUUCAGGAAAGACCCAGGCUUCAGACGAGGCCUGCAGGCUGCAGGAGGAGAGCAGCAACAACAUCUGGUAUAACCCGAUCCCUGAGGAGGAGGAUGCAGGAGGUCCACACAAGGAGGAGGAGAUAUGGAGGAGGAGGGAUGAGAGGGAGGAGGGAGGAGCAACAAUGAGGGCGGGUCCGGGUGAUACCAGAGCAGAGCUGGGAGAUCCACAGGAGGGUGUCAAUCCAAGUGUCAGCCACCUUAUUGAUGACAUCACAACAGAAAACACAGAACAUCCUCAGUCAGACUCUAGCCCCGCCUCCCAGAAGAAAGGUGGCGUGUCCGGUAGUGUGAUUGACAGGCUGAGGUCUCCUGGUACAGUGAGGAAACUCUCGCUCAAGAUGAAGAAACUUCCUGAGCUCCGCCGCAAACUCAGCCUCCGCUCCUCCUCCCGGGCCCAUAGGCAGGGAAACGAUAGCAGAGGGGGCGGGGAUGAGUCGACCAGUAAGAAUGCAGCGUCGUCCUCAGCCUUGUCCAACCAGAAUGUGAUCAGCAGAUAUCACCUGGAUAGUUCUGCCCCUCCAACCAGACCGCUGCGGCGCUCAUCAAGAGGUCGUUCUGCCAGUAAAGGAGGCUAUCUCAGCGAUGGAGACUCUCCUGAGCUGCUGCCACGGCAACAAGCCCCUCCCCCAACGACCUCCCAGGAAACAGUGUGCGACGUCAGCUCCUUCCGACUGUACGUGGGCUCUGACCCACAGAGGUGCAGCCAGCGGGUGACGGGCCUACUGACCGUCCACCUGAUGGGCCUGGAAGAGAUGAAGACCAGCAGGUCCGAGGGCAGUAAGGAGGUUUUCCUGGCCAUCCAGAUCGACGGGGUGACGAGAGCGAGGACCGCCCUCUUGACGCUGCGAAGCUCCGCCCUCUCCUUAAACCACGCCUUCCACCUGGAGCUGGAGCGAGCGCGCCAGCUGCGCAUCGUGGUGCUAACACCAGCGGCAGGAUCGAAACCAGGAAUGGAUCAGACGUCAGCCGCUCCAACCAGGAACAGAGUCUGCGGUCUGGGCGGAGUCUCCAUCCCCCCACUCUUUAAAGGGAGUCGCAGUCAGCAGCUGUGUGUGAAGCUGGAACCUCGAGGACUCCUGUACGUCAAACUGUCUCUGCAGGAGAGCUGGGACACACAGUCCAGCAGCGACAGCUCAGUGCCUGCUAAUGUGUUUGGGGUUGAACUGCACCACCUGGUGGAGAAAGAAGGAUGUGCAGCUCCGAUCCCUCUGCUGAUCCAGAAGUGUGUGUCAGAGAUCGAACGCAGAGGACUGAAGGUGGUGGGUCUGUACAGACUGUGUGGGUCUGCGGCGGUGAAGAAGGAGCUCAGGGAUUGGUUUGAGAGGAACAGCUCGGCCGUGUGUCUCAGCGAGGACCUCUACCCCGACAUCAACGUCAUCACAGGUAUCCUGAAGGACUACCUGCGGGAGCUGCCAUCUCAGCUCAUCACCAGGACUCUGUACGAGGUCGUCAGGGAGGCCAUGACGCUGAGACCUCCACCUUCACCACCUGCAGCCCCCGAUCCUCUGCUGGCCCAGAGCACCGUGGAUCUGCUGUCCUGUCUGCCGCCUCCAGAGAGAGCCACCUUGUCUCUGCUGCUGGACCACCUCAGCCUGGUGGCUUCCUUCAGCUCGUCCAAUCGGAUGACGCACCAGAACCUCGCCGUCUGCUUCGGCCCGGUGCUCCUCACUCCGACGCAGGAGGCCUGGAGGGUGGGAGGAGGAGGAGGAGGGAGGGGAGGUGCAAAAGGGCUGGGUCAUGGUGAAGAGAUCGCAAGUGCAGUGGAUUUCAAGCGACACAUCGAGGCGCUGCACUACCUGCUGCAGCUAUGGCCAGUGCCGACCCAUCGAGUCCCCACAGGCGACCACAUUGACGUCUCCAGCGCCGUCACUUCUCUCCCCCUGAGCAAACAGCAGCUGCGGAAUCCUGCGCUGCGAUUGGCUCUGCCCCAGACCACAGAGGAGGAGGUGGUGGUGUCACGUCGGGGUCGAGGAGGACUGGGUCGGCUGGAUAGCCCACCACCAAUCAACCGGUAUGCCGGAGACUGGAGCAUCUGUGGACGAGACCUCCUGUCGGGACAGGACGCCGACUACGACGAGGUGGCAGGAAGUGAGAGUGACGGAGGCAGUGGAGAUGAAGAGGAGGAGGAGGAAAAGAAGGAGGUGUGGUCUUCUGCAGGAGGAGGAGGUCUGUACGUGGACGAGUUCAUGGACUUUGACGCUCCGUUCAACUGUCGACUCAGUCUGAAGGAUUUUGAUACUCUGAUCCACGACCUGGACCGAGAGCUGGCCAAGCAGAUCAACAUCUGUCUGUAGAGGAGGAGGAGGAGGAAGAAGAGGAGGAAGAAGAAGAGGAAGAGGAGGAGGAAGAAGAAGAGCAAGAGGAAGGGGAGGAGGAAGAGGAGGAGGAAGAGGAAGGGGAGGAGGAAGAAGAAGAGGAAGAGGAGGAAAUAUUGGUUUCACAGUCUGAACUUGAAUUUUGAGUCUGAAUUUAAUUUGACUUCAAUCAGGUUGAAAACUUUAUGCUCAUUUCAGAUGAAUUGAGUCUAAAUUGUAAAUAAAGUUAUGUUUGUUUGCUCAAAGGUUCCUCGGCAGUCUUAAAGUUACUCACACAGCUCCAGCACAACACAGCUCUUAUGUCUGAAACUGACCUCAGACCAGCUGUUAGUUGGCCUCUGACCUCCUCUGAUCUCAAACUGAAAGACUUUCAGGACCAACAGCAGCGUUUCUGUCGUCUGAAGACUUCAAAGAAAGACGAGAAAACUUUAAUGAGGAAUAAAAAGUUCAAAUCCCGUAAAUAUGAGAACUGAAAUAAAUGAACGAGACGGAUUGGGUUCUUGUAGCGUCUCUGGAUGAUUCCUGACUCCUGACGAUCUGUCAGUCUGACGCUCUGCCAAAAUAAUGACAACAAUCAGAUUAAUUUAUUGUCUGAUCCAAAGAUACACGAGCGAAAACCUCCUCGGAACGUUUUAUUAUUAUUAUUAUUAUUAUUAUUAUUAUUAUUAUUAUUAUUAUUAUUAUUAUUAUUGAUGUACAGCUGUUUUAAAGACCCUCUGAAGUCACAGAAGUGAACUGAUGUUGUUGUUCUGGGUAUCAGGGUGGGUCCUGCUGGGUCCCGUUAUGGUCCUGCUGGGUCCCGUUAUGGUCCUGCUGGGUCCUGUCGGGUCCUACUUGGUUCUGUCAGGUCCUGCUGGAUCCUGUCGGGUCCUGCUGGGUCCUGUUGGACAGUAUUGGGGCUGUUUGCACUGUUGAAGCCAUAAUUUCACUUGCUGAAACUUUUAGUUGAAGAGAACAAACUGUAGAACUCGUCGCUCUCCUGCCUCAUCGCCCUACAUGUUUCCUUCAGGUCUCUGUGGGAUCUGUAGUUUUCUGUCAGCCCUGCAGGUUUUUGUCGCCCCCCUUUAAGAACCUGUGUGGAGGUGGAUCAGCAGAGUGACGUGGUCUCCAGCAGGUCAACAGUAUUUUCACGGUACAGAGUUUCUCACUGUGAGUGUGUGAAGGAGUCGAUGCCAUAUUCAGUGUUGCUGUUGUUGUUUUUUUAUUGUUGUUUUUUGACAGUAUUAUUUUUGUUUUGCACAACUUCAAUAAGCACUUCUGUUUUUUAGUGAUGAUGACAAUGUUUCUAUGCAGAUGAUGUAACCAAAGUGUUGAAGCACAGUUCCUGUUGGAACAGACCACAGUCUGUAUGUCUUAUAACCUGACCAACUAUUAAACACAUUAUUAUUAUUA
Messenger RNA from Acanthopagrus latus (yellowfin seabream), 4497 nucleotides. RefSeq names its product rho GTPase-activating protein SYDE1. Lineage: Eukaryota; Metazoa; Chordata; Actinopteri; Spariformes; Sparidae. The record is from RefSeq and is a predicted model, not a curated record. The coding region runs from base 169 to 3084 and encodes 971 amino acids. Gene Ontology annotation, biological process: signal transduction. The transcript has 14 exons.